UUUUUGCAAUACAUGAAUUAUGGCUUUUAUUAAAGACGAUGGGAAUUACAUUAUAAAAGACCCUGAGUUUUAUGAAAUAAAUGAGGACGAAAUAUCGAUAGAAGACGAAAUUAUUGUCAAUGAAAAUUGUGCAAGAUUAUUUUAUCAUGUCAAACAAGAGAAUAUUAAUGGAAAAUAUAUCGUACAUACAGUUCAGGCAUCGGAAGAGCCCGACAUAAGCGACAUUGAUAAUCAAAUACACCUAGAUUAUUAUCACAGAGAUAUCUUUGAGACCAAAAGGAAAUAUGUGAAAACGUAUCGGAAAAGGCGUGUUGGAUGUGACAUUUGUCUCCGAAAGUUUUCGAACAGGCGCACAAUGAUGCAACACCGACUGUCGCAUGAUGAGAAAACAACAAAACGAAAACAGAAAAUGUCAGAAAAUAAAAAGAAAAAUUAUCACGAUAUUGGUACGAAAGUUAAAAAACCUACAAGAGAUAACACUUCGGAAUGCGAAAUAUGCUUUAGAACCCUUUCAAGUAAAAGCAAUUUAAAAAGACACAUGGCUGUUCAUUUAAGGGAACCAGUUUACAAUAGAACAUUCAAAUGUGUGAUUUGUGGUAAAUGUUUUGGGAAGAGGAGCCGAUAUGAAAGUCAUACAAAGACUCACAACUGUCAUAUUAACGAGGAUAAGUUCAGAUGUGGGGUCUGUGGAAAGCUUGAGCCUGACAAAAGAGAUUUUGAUAACCACAUGAGAGUCCAUACAGGCAAACGACCUUAUCACUGUGAUAUAUGUGACCGCUCCUUCAAACAGAAGAGUCAUCUGAGACGACACAGUCGCGUUCACACUGGGGAGUUUGCCUUAUAUAAAGGAAAGAUUAUACAGUGUGAUAUAUGUGGUCGAGAUUUUGGACAAAACCAUCAGCUUAUACGCCAUAUGAAAUGUCACUACCCACCAACAAACAAAGAAUACAAAUGUGACUAUUGUCCAAAAGAGUUCACCGAAAAGCACCAUCUCGUACGUCACGUUCGCUUACAUACUGGUGAAAAACCGUAUAAAUGUGAUAUUUGUGAUAGAAGGUUUACUUAUCAUGCUGUUUAUACUUGUCAUCGAAGAAUUCAUACAAAAGAAAAACCGUACACGUGUAGUCUGUGUGACAAAUCGUUUACACAACUGUCAACUAUGAAGUUUCAUAUGCACGUGCACUCUGGAGAACCUCGUUAUCAGUGUAAGAAAUGCGAAAAGAAAUUUGAGAAGCAUUCUGAUUUCAAAAAGCACAAACUAGAAUCUAAUCACUGAAAAUAUGAAUGUAAAUGUUGAUUGAAUGUGAUUGUUAUUUACUUUAAAUCCUAUGGCAAAUACUUCAUGCACAAUUAGGACGAGCACAGAUUAAAACCAAUUAGAUCUCAGACUGCUAUAACACAAAUGUAUGUUUUAUAAUAGUCUGACAAGGUAGGUUCCACAUCGAUAGGUAUCUACAGAAUUUGCAGUGUUAGCCAUUUUCAAUAGAAAAACCAAGUUGCUUUCUUUAAAAAAGAAAAGAAAAGCAAUACGUGAACCCGAGACCGCUGGCUGGCUGAGCUGGCUGGUCACCAAAAAAUUGUUGCUGAUUUUUUUUUUGCUUUUGAUUUAAAAUAUUUGACUGUGAGAAGAAUAAGGUAAUGGUGAUGUUAAAACACCUUUUUUGAAAAUAUGUAAUUGUGUGUAGAUUCUUGUAAAAAGUCAAUUAAAAGCACUGUUGGAUUUUAGUUGUAAAUAGAAAAAGUGUGUAGUUACCAUUUGAAUUUACUUUUUAAGACUUGACCAUUUUAUUAAUUUUACUUGGAAGGUACAUACUUUUUUUCUUUGUGAUAAAUAUACAAAGUCCCGGUCCAUUUGUAAUUCCCAGUUUCUGCAAACUGGAUGUCUAACAUGUCUAAAGCAAAUCGCUAUAUAAAUUUGUGCACUCAUUUUGCUUUAUAAUGUUGAUGCAUUUAUUUUAUCUUUCAUAGCUUCAUGUUUAUUUCCAGGAUGCCUUCAAUUAUUCUUAUACUCAUUAUUGAAGCUAUCUAUACUCAUGACAGAGGUGAUAUAGAGAAAUUGAAGGUCCAAUUUCCAGGUGAAGUGUAAUUCUGUAUCACACAACUUGUAAGAAGGUUUCGUAUUUUGUUCUUGAGGGUAACACACCAACUUCAUUAGGACCUCUUAUAUACUCACAAUU
Messenger RNA from Mytilus californianus (California mussel), 2177 nucleotides. RefSeq names its product zinc finger protein OZF-like. The record is from RefSeq and is a predicted model, not a curated record. NCBI's taxonomy places the organism in Eukaryota, Metazoa, Mollusca, Bivalvia, Mytilida, Mytilidae. The transcript has a single exon. The coding region runs from base 20 to 1276 and encodes 418 amino acids.